UCCUAGUUACGAGCACAUCAUGUCUACUUGCAUCAUGGUCCAGUCUAUAUGUCUAUGAUCGCGACGAGUCAGUCGCGUCGUAGCUGCCGACUCGUGCGGCUCUUUUCUAGUACUGUAAGAUUGUCAUUAAAGUAUAUACAUAUAUUAUUCAAGAGUAUUCAGUGAUUGACAGCCCCAGUAGAUACACCACAGGGAAUAUAUUUUCCGCGAUAUUGCUGCGAUUAUUAGUUACUUGAUCACGAGGCUAUUGUAAGAUGAAAUCAAGUUUAGUAAAUUCUAUGGGUCAAUAAGUUGACGAUUCCUCUAUGAAAAUGCCUCUAUGUCUCUCGUUUUGGUGCUACAUGCUUUUAUUCAUCACUCUAUCAUCAGAGUCUCAAUUAAAGUUGAUAAGCAAGAUUGAUGAGCAGGAUGACAAUUCGACGGUGCAAUAUCAACUUGGCGCAAACACCGUGACAAACUAUGACAACGAGAAAGAUUUAAUACGGUAUAAUUCGAACGAAAAUUCAAUCAAAGAUAACGGUGAUAUGCAGUACGCAUAUCGCAUCAAUUCGACGAGAAACUACCACGAGAAUGACGACGAAUACUAUCAACCCAUCUUCUUUAGUGGUCGCAUGGGAUUUCCGAUGAUAAAUCACAUAAGAUAUCCGAUGAUAAAUCACUUGAUACAUCCUGAACUUCAAGUGGACGUUGAAAAAAAUUAUAAGAAUGCCAUGUCACAGAAAAUGCUUGAAAACUUUGAAAGGACCAAGGGCAAAAACGGUUCUGCGUCACACGAUUUCUUUAAACAUUUCAAUAGAGAUAACGAUAAAAACAAUAUUGUAUCGUAUAAAAUGUGUGAAAACAUUACUUGCAUUCGGUUCUGCUGUCCUUUCGGUGAUCGCCUGGUUGACGGAAAAUGCCUUGCCAAACAGGAUGACUUUAUUCAUCUGCAAAACAUGUAUGGAUACAUUGAUGAAUCGUUGCAAAAUGGAAAUGAAAGAAUAAACGAACUAUUUCUUCUGGUUGUUCACGAUCCGUGUCAGAAGACUAAACACGAUUUGAUUAUGCCAUUUUAUAAGAAAGAGUUUCUCAUCGAUGGCUCUUUGUAUCUAGCGUCUGAUCAGAUAAUCGUUGAAUCAACAUCCUAUUGUUUCGCUGUAGUGGAACAAAAUAUAUUUGCUGUUAAAGUUUGCCCUAGGAUUAUAGAAAGGAUCAUGGAUAACAAUUACAAAAACCGCAAUAAAAGUGCGAUUAUUCCGAUUAGUACAAAUAAAGAGUUGAAGAAAAUUAGAGACAAGAACGAUUCUAUGUCGUACAAUUCUUUUAAAAAUUUUAAUAAAGAUAACAAUAAAAACACUAUUAUACCGUACAAAAUGUGCGAAAACAUUACUUGCAUUUUUUUAUGCUGUCCUUUCGAUAAACUCUUGGUCGACAAAAAAUGCAUUGACGGACAGGAUAAUUUUAUUUUCCUGCAAAACAUGUAUAAAUAUAUCAAUGAUUCGUUGCAAAAAGGAAAUGAAGGAGAAAACGAACUAUUUCUUCUGGUUGUUCACGAUCCGUGUCAGAAGUCUGGACAUUAUACACUUAAUUCUUUAAAGAGAGUGCUUCUCGUCAACGGCUCUUUGUACCUACCUGAUAACAACACAAUCGUCGAAUCAACAUCUUAUUGCUUCGCUAACGUAGAUGAUCAAUUUGAUAUGGACGGAUUUGGUGUUUACGGAUUAACUGUGAAAGUUUGCUUUGAAAAUAUAAGGAUUGUGAACAAGACAUUUGAAAAAAUAAAUUUCUUGGAGACUGAACUAAUUAUAUAUAUAUGCAGUCUAAUAGGGGUUAUAUUGUGUUUGUUGAUGACGUUCGUAGUAUACUCCACAAUACCAGAACUCCGUAAUAUACACGGCUAUAUACUGUGUAGCUACAGCGGCUCAUUAAUCGUCGCGUACACGGUCGAAUUAAAGUACACGCUAGUCACAAGAGAUGCUAUAGGAGACUCUAUCUGUAUCGCAUAUGGUAUAUCAUAUAAUACUCAAAUUACAUAA
Messenger RNA from Formica exsecta, 2015 nucleotides. RefSeq lists its product as uncharacterized. Gene Ontology annotation, molecular function: G protein-coupled receptor activity. The transcript has 2 exons. Bases 306 to 2015 code for a protein of 569 amino acids. NCBI's taxonomy places the organism in Eukaryota, Metazoa, Arthropoda, Insecta, Hymenoptera, Formicidae. The record is from RefSeq and is a predicted model, not a curated record.